AUGGUUUCGAUCAGCCACGCCAUCAAACCGUCUUUGCGAUCCCUCGCAAACCUCGAUUCGGGUGCAUUUAUCGACCUUGAGAAUGAGGCAAGCAAGCUCCCGCAGUUCGACCCCAAGACAUGCCCUGACGGGCUUAUUGACCUCUCGGGGGCAAGCAAUAGUCUCAUGGAUGAUGUUCUGGGCGAGGAGAUGAGCGAGUUCGUUAAAGACUAUGACUUUCACAAAGCCACUCAGUAUGGAGGUGUGAUGGGACCGAGAGAGCUGUUAGAAGCCGUCAGCAACUUCUUCAAUCGCCAUUUCGAGCCUGUUCGGCCUGUUGAUGCGGAUGAAAUUUUGAUCACUAAUGGUGUUACUUCGCUCAUCGACUUGAUGGCUUUCGGCAUGUGUGAUCCAGGAGAGGGAAUCAUGAUCAUAACCCCGACUUAUAUGAUGUUUCCUCACGAUGUUUGCGCAAGGACCGGCGUUCGUCUUAUCCAGGUUGACCUUGAUAACAUUGAUGACCAGUUUACGGCCCAAUCUGCUCCCGAGCUUAUCAGAUCCCUAUCCAAAGCAUACAUCUGCGCCCAGAAGGAUGGCAUCAUCCCUAAAGCGCUCCUUCUUUGCAACCCAAGCAACCCCUGCGGACGAACGUACCCACGCAGAAUUCUCUACGAGAUUGCGAGGUUUUGCGGUCAGCGGAAGAUGCACCUUCUGUCUGAUGAAAUCUAUGCCAUGUCGACUUUUACUUCGUCAUCCGAAUCCAGCGAGGCACUCGACACCUUCACUUCCGUACUCAGCAUCCGGGACGAUCCGGAAAACGGGGUGUUCACGGAGAACAUCCACUGCAUGUACGGUGCCAGCAAGGACUUUGGCUGCGGUGGCUUGCGGCUUGGCUUCCUCGUUACACGCAAUAAACUCCUCUGGCGUUCUGUGAGGCGGCUCGCCCUAUUUACAUGGGUUUCGAGUUUCUCAACAGCCUUCUUUACGCAGUUCUUGCAGAACGAGAAGGCAGUCAAUCGUUAUCUGAGCACAUAUCAAGAAAGGCUUGGAGAACAGUAUGCGUCUACUGAGUGCCUUCUGAGGACGAACAAUAUCCCAUUUGAUCCGGCGAAUAGCGGGAUUUUUGUUUUUAUCAGGCUGACGAAAUGGCUGGACUAUUUUGAAGUUUCAGAUAAGGAUACGAGUAGUCAGGAGAUGAAGCUUUGCAGGUAUCUUUUGCAUAAAGCUGGUGUAUUUGUCAGUCCUGGGGAGCUCUCUCUAUCGCCCGUCCCGGGUUGCUUCAGACUCGUUUAUACUGGCAAUCCAGAAUGGGUAUCUCUUGCUAUCCUCCGAUUGAGGAAAGCGUUGGACGGUCUGGAGCACAGCCUGGGACCAGCAACCGCUGAACACUACUUAGAGGAGCAAAGGCCCGUACACGCCGUCACGUAUUCCUCCUCACCCGGAACUUAUGUUCUCACCGGCUCAGCAGACCGGAAUAUCAGACUCUACAACCCAGCAAGCCAGGACGCGAUCCCCCGCUACGGGUCCAACCUCACCAACAAGUCACAGCCCAAAGUCGCAGAAGGCCGCCUCAUUCAGACCUACGCCGCGCACGGCUAUGAGGUCCUCGAUCUCUCUGUCGCCGCUGACAACGAGCGCUUCGCUUCCUGCGGCGGCGACCGUGCCGUCUUCCUCUGGGACGUCGCUUCCGCUACUACUAUUCGUCGCUUCGGCGGCAAUGUCCACGGGCACACCUCCCGCAUCAAUUGUGUCUCAUUCGCGGGUGACGGGGACUCUCUUGUCGUCUCUGCAGGCUUUGAUACCAGCGUGCGAAUCUGGGAUUGCAAGUCCAACUCAAUGAAACCCAUACAAGUCCUUGACGAAGCCAAGGAUUCUGUUACGGCACUCGUAGUUAGAGAUGCAGAGAUUGUAGCGGGAAGCGUCGAUGGGAGAGUGAGAAGUUAUGAUGUGCGAAUGGGACGGUGCAUUACUGACGUAAUGGGUGCAAGCGUUACCAGCCUCAGACUCACACGCGAUGGUAAGGCGAUGCUGGUGGGGUCACUGGAUAGCAAGAUACGGUUGAUGGACCGGGAGAAUGGGACCUGCCUCAAGACUUAUGCGGAUGAUGGCUGGAGGAAUCAGGAGCUCCGAGUGCAGUCUAUCCUUGGCGGCAAAGAAAAGUACGUGAUUGCUGGCGACGAGCUGACAGCAGGUACGGGACCAGCGGGGUUGAAUGGUGAAGGCAAGAUUUGGGCGUGGGACUUGUUGACCGGGAAGCUGGUUGCUACCGUCCGGGUGCCCUGGGGACCGGAGGGCUACGAGCCGAAGAAGAGGAUAUUAGGGAAGGAUGGCAAGGAAAAGGAGAGGAGCAAUGUUAUCAGCUGCAUGGCCUGGCGCGAUGACGGUUGGGGGGACCAGUUUUGCGUAGGUGGCACAUCAGGAGUUGCUACAGUAUUUGGCUCUCUAUAG
Molecule: messenger RNA, 2427 nt
Organism: Colletotrichum truncatum
Lineage: Eukaryota; Fungi; Ascomycota; Sordariomycetes; Glomerellales; Glomerellaceae
Product: WD domain-containing protein
Biological process (GO): biosynthetic process; mRNA splicing, via spliceosome
Cellular component (GO): catalytic step 2 spliceosome
Molecular function (GO): protein binding; pyridoxal phosphate binding
Source: RefSeq, a predicted model, not a curated record